Molecule: messenger RNA, 707 nt
Organism: Ctenocephalides felis (cat flea)
Lineage: Eukaryota; Metazoa; Arthropoda; Insecta; Siphonaptera; Pulicidae
Product: serine/threonine-protein kinase unc-51-like
Exons: 5
Coding region: 1-684 (227 amino acids)
Source: RefSeq, a predicted model, not a curated record
AUGGGUCCUAGGGCCAUUACUCUGCCAGAAACUAUGCAGGCUGCUGCACAAUGUACUCCUAAACUCGCUGCUACUCGUGGAGCACCGUUAUCAUCGCUAUUGGAGCCGUCUCAUGUCUCUGGGAGUAAUCGGUCACAGCCCGCUGGGGGCAAUCGCACUGCCAUUGAGGCUCGGCGUUGGGUUGUCGACGAGGCUGGCACUGUCGGCAAUUCACAACGGGCGGAACAGCUGGUGCUUUUAAUAAGAGCGUUACAUCUGCUAAGUUCUGGACUCAACUUGGCUACAAAGCAGUUGAAAGACGGUCAGUUACAACCGUCUGCUACUGUUAAAAACGUUUUAUCUGUGAUGAACAAUAAGUAUAAAUCUACACUAGCUGAGUCUAAAAGGCUGAAUAACAGUGGUUUAUUACAAAAAGCUUCAACAACCAACAUUACAGCUGAUAAGAUUCUCUACAAUCAUGCUAUUGAAAUGUGUCAGUCAGCCGCUUUAGAUGAACUUUUUGGAAACCCAGAAGAGUGCUUCCAGCGUUAUCAAACAGCUCAAAUUUUACUGCAUAGUCUCUCACAACAUGUUAGUCAUCAGCAAGACCGAAUUCUGUUGACAAAAUAUAAAGAUGCGGUUGAAAAACGUUUAUACAUUCUACAACAAAAAGGGUACAUUUAUGCAACUGAAGAUCUCACAUAAAUAUUUAAGUUGUAAAAAUAAGG